Peronospora matthiolae is the source of this 1308-nucleotide messenger RNA. The record is from the annotation of a GenBank genome assembly. Lineage: Eukaryota; Oomycota; Peronosporomycetes; Peronosporales; Peronosporaceae.
AUGUCUCAUCGGUUGCUGAAGCGACUCAGCCUGUGUCACCUGGUGAUGCAGGCGCUGGUCAUGAAGACACUCAUGUCUUCACAGAGUAUGAGCUCGGUGUCUCAUAAUCUCCUGAUACGGAAAGACGGAUCCGUAUCAACGGCGAUUGAAUCCAAGCCGCCUGCCAAUCGUGGCAUGGACGAUGCUAUGCGUCGCAGCAUCUUUGGUUCAUCUGAUGAAUCAGAUGAACCAUCGCCGAAACGAAGGCGCUCGAAGUCACAAGACUCGGGCGCUCACAGUGGUGUCGGUUCUCCUAUUGACACCACUUCGCAACGAGGUGCCAGUACUUCUGUCGGCACGUCGCAAGAAGAGCGGGACCGCAGUGUUUUGCGUCUCGCUCCUGAGAAGAGGCAUGGAUGCCUCCCAAAUCCGUCAUGGAUCACUUGUCGGCGACGACGAGUGAUCGUUAUCGAACACGGUUGUUCGAUUCGUCAAGGAUCCAUCACCUUGACCCCAGUGCAAAAAACUAUCACACUGAACAUGAGUUCUUCAUCGAUGCUUUCUUUAAACAUCGAUGGUCGUGACGUUUGGAACGACAAACUUAUCAAAGCUCGUGAUAAGUUUGAAAAGCGAACCCCGACAGGUGCACGCUACAAGCUGCAUCGUAUGCCUAGUGAACUGUACGAAGGGAUUAACAACCUGAAAUCCCUUAACGACCGUGCCGGGAAGACUUUCUCCAGCGGUCCUUCUGCGGCACAGGAUGUGCCGCAUCGUACUUCUCGACCAGACCCAGUACGUCAGCCAUCAGUUGGGAGCGGGGCUCCCAAGUAUCCCAGGACGGGGGGUAGCCGCGCCACCGGACAAGAUAACUCGUCCGACGUCCGUUCACGUCGCAGUGGUUCAACAGCUGCUCAACCAGAUAGCGCUGGCCACUGUGAGAGUACUCUAAGGGAGGUGGAGGAGGAGGGAAGACGCUCUCCACACAAUCGUGGGGAAGCGUGUGUUCCCGAGAGCUUCUUUGAUCGCGUAACGCAAGGGUUACGCGGCGAUCUCGAACACGAGCGGGACAGGCGUCACCAACUGGCGGACACUGUCUCGAGGCAUCGAGCUGAGCUUGCCUUUGCUCAGCUCGAGAACGAGGGAGCUCUGACAUCUCUGCGUGACGAGCUAAGGGUAGCUCGUGGGGAUGUUGAGCGGUCUCGGGAUGAGAUAACUGCUCUUCAGACCCUUGUCGAUGCCCACCAUCGGGAGCACAAGGCUCUCUGUGAGAUGCUUGAGCGCAAGGGUAUUCUUCAUCGGAAGAAGCAGCGUACUGAUGGUACGGCUUAA